GGGAGCCGGGGGAGGGGAGAGCGAGGGAGGGCGGCGAGGCAGAGGAGGGCAGCGGCCGCCGCUUUAAAGCCUCCCGGCGCCGCACCCGCGCUGCCCCCGGCCGAGCGCCGAGCUGGGAGCGGGGCUGAGCCGGCCCCGACCCCUACCCCGGCCCCGGAGCCCCCCCGACCGGGGGCACCCCGCGGCCAUGCGAGGCGGCCGCCCCCGGCGCCCCGCGGCUCGGCGCUGCUGCCCGCCGCGGCUGCCCGCCGCGCUGCGCUGAGCCCCGGCGCCCCGCGGCACCAUGUCCCGCCGCAAGAUCUCCUCCGAGUCCUUCAGCUCGCUGGGCUCCGACUGCCCGGAGACCAGCCCCGAGGAGGAGGGCGAGUGUCCCCUGUCCCGCCUCUGCUGGAACGGCAGCCGCAGCCCCCCCGGCCCCUCCGAUCCGUCCCUGGCAGCCGCAUCCAUCUCCAUCACCGCCGCCGGCUCCGCCGUCUCCGCGGCCAGCGCCGGUGCUCGCCGCGCUCCUCGCCGCCGCCGGGUCAACCUGGACUCGCUGGGCGAGAGCAUCCGCCGGCUGACCGCCCCCGCGCCUCAGACUAUUCGGCAAACUCUUCAAAGGACACUGCAGUAUUUUGAGCAUCAAGUUAUUGGUUACAGGGAUGCAGAGAAGAAUUUUCACAAUAUAUCAAACAGAUGCUCCUAUACAGAUUGCUCUGGCAAUGAAGAAGCUGAAGAUGUCUCAGGAAUUCUUCAGUGUACAGCUAAUGUACUUGGUUUGAAGCUUGAGGAAAUGCAAGAAAAAUUUGGGGAAGAAUUCUUCAACGUCUGCUUUGACGAGAAUGAAAGAGUUCUUCGAGCAGUAGGUGGGACCCUUCAAGACUUCUUCAAUGGCUUUGAUGCUUUGCUGGAGCACAUUAGAACUUCAUUUGGAAGACAGGCCACCCUGGAAUCCCCUUCUUUCCUAUGCAAAGAGCUCCCCGAUGGCAAUCUCAUGCUUCAUUACUUUCACCCACAUCAAAUUGUGGGAUUUGCAAUGAUGGGAAUGAUAAAGGCAGCAGCAAAGAAGAUUUACCGCUUGGAAGUGGAAGUAGAACAGGUCGCUAAUGAUAAGCUGUGUUCAGAGGGGACGAACCCAGGUAAUUGCAGCUGUUUGACUUUCCUUAUCAAAGAACAUGAAAAUGCAAAUAUCACAAAAACACUUCCACCAGGAACUUCCCAGUCCCCCUUAGACCUGAGGAUUAGUAUCAGCACCUUCUGCAGAGCAUUCCCCUUUCACCUGAUGUUUGAUCCAAACAUGCUUGUUCUUCAGCUUGGAGAAGGUCUAAGGAAGCAGCUCAGAUGUGACACUCAUAAAACUCUGAAAUUCCAGGACUGCUUUGACAUAGUUUCUCCUAAGAUCAGUGCCACAUUUGAACGAGUCCUCCUGAGAUUAUCUACUCCCUUUGUCAUUCGAACCAAACUUGAGGAUUCUGGCUCUGAAAGUAAAGACAAGGUGAUGGAAAUUAAAGGACAAAUGAUUCAUGUGCCAGAAUCAAAUUCAAUUUUGUUUCUGGGAUCCCCCUGUGUGGACAAGCUGGAUGAACUGAUGGGCCGAGGCCUCCACCUUUCAGACAUUCCUAUCCAUGAUGCUACUCGCGAUGUCAUACUGGUUGGGGAGCAAGCGAAGGCCCAAGAUGGCUUGAAAAAACGAAUGGAUAAGCUGAAGGCAACACUAGAAUGCACACACAAAGCCCUGGAAGAGGAGAAAAAGAAAACAGUAGAUCUCCUUAUAUCUAUUUUCCCUGAAGAAGUGGCUCAGCAAUUGUGGCAGGGGCAGCAGGUUCAGGCCAGGAAAUUUGAUGAUGUCACCAUGCUCUUUUCAGACAUUGUUGGCUUCACUGCCAUCUGCGCACAGUGCACACCCAUGCAGGUCAUCAGCAUGCUGAAUGAACUCUACACACGGUUUGACCAUCAGUGUGGAUUCCUGGACAUCUACAAGGUGGAAACAAUAGGUGAUGCGUACUGCGUUGCGGCAGGGCUCCAUAAGAAAAGCCUUAGUCAUGCUAAAGCCAUUGCCCUGAUGGCACUGAAGAUGAUGGAGCUUUCAGAAGAGGUCCUCACUCCAGAUGGGAGUCCUAUUAAGAUGAGGAUAGGCAUUCACUCAGGAUCAGUGCUGGCCGGCGUUGUUGGUGUAAGAAUGCCACGUUAUUGUCUCUUUGGAAACAAUGUCACCCUUGCAAGCAAGUUCGAGUCAGGAAGUCACCCACGCCGCAUCAAUGUCAGUCCAACCACGUACCAGCUUUUGAAAAAGGAAGAAAAUUUUAUUUUUAUCCCUCGUUCCCGUGAAGAGCUUCCAGAAAACUUUCCAAAGGAAAUUCCUGGGAUCUGUUACUUCCUCGAGGUCAGAAGUGGUCAGAAACAGCCAAAAUCCUCCAUCACAUCUGCCAGAGUGAGAAAAGUUUCUUACAACAUUGGCACCAUGUUCCUCCGGGAGACUAGCCUAUGAGGCCUGCUGCAGAUCAAAGACUCAUCAAAAAAGCACAAGCCCAGAACUGGGUCAUGACAGGGGAGUUGGAGGUUCUUCUAUUUCACUGCCUUGUCCUGAACAAGCAGUAAAAGCUUCAUGUAAUGUCAGGCAAUAAUCAUUUUAAAAGGUGGGUGACUGCUGUCAGUAAACAAAGUGGAGACAGGGAAAAAAAACAAAAACAAAAAAAAACAUUUAAAAAACAUACUUCCACGUUUGAGGAAUUUCAUUCAUAAACUUGAGUCUGGCCCCUUUAUGACAAAUAAAAACAAACAAGACAAAACCCCCAACUCACAUUAGAGGUUGGUUUUGUUUUGUGCCAAAAGGGUGAUGGUUCUUUGUAGAUUUGCACCAGCUAAGCAGAAUUGGGAGUCAGUUCUGAUUAUGCAUUCCUACAUUUAAUGUGUUCUUCAGUAAAGUAAUGAUGUUUUUUAACUUUAUGAACAAACAUUUCAUACAUAUACUGUAGAGCUGUUGUAACCUUCCUGAAAGGAGGAAUUAUAAUUCAGUAUAAAUGUUGUAGGGAUUUUACCUAUUUUUAUACAUAUUUCACUUUCUGGAUAAUUACAUUCCACAUACUGUAAGCUGAGUGAGCUUAGAUAGCUUUUCAGAAGAAGCUACUGUAUAUUUCAUAUAUUCUACCUAUCAGAUCUUAUUGUUAUACGAAUAAGAAAAAGUCAUUUUUUGACUUUUUGGCAGCAAAAUAUCAAUAUUUUAAAGGAAAAAAAAAAAAACAAAACACUUUGGCAAACCUAUUUACCUGAUGUUUAUGCUAAAGCUUUAGAUGAGCAUUGUCUUGCUUAUACAAAAUAAUGUUUGGUAUUUGUCCUACAGUCUUGUGUGUCCAGUCUUUCCAGGACAAAGCAAACAAAAUGUAAAAGAUCAAUUUGUUAACAGAAAAGUUCUGUUAUACACAGUGGGGCUUGUUUCCCACAGAAGCAGCAGCCAAACUGAUAUUUGGUAGAAGUCCUGGACCUUUAUUAAAAAAUUGAUCUUGUAAAACCUUACUCUGGGAGCAUUCAGCAAACACCGAAAGCUCUCUGGGUACUGGUUUUCCAUUUUUUAAUAGGACUUGUGCUCCUAUUCUACUUAGAUUAUAAAAAUUCUAUCUGUUAUUAAAAUGCUGUUUUGGAAAUUUCCUCUGUUGGUGAGGAUGAAAGGUCCCCCGCUUUAUCAACUGUAAGCCAACAUCCACUGAAAAUGGUGAGGAAAUAAUUCCCUAGUUUUAAUGCAAAUGGCAGUUCAAAUUUAGAUGCAUCAAUAUCAAUAAAAAAUUAAAAGAAAAUCAAACUACAGCCCAAUUCUUUCCUGGUGAAAAUUAAUAUAGCUUUAUUUUCUUCAGUGAAACCAACAGAAACAAGAAACAAAAUGUAGAUCUGUCCCCCUGUAGACACAUUUUCAGACAGUGUUUAUUUCUUUGGCUUUCCUUUUCAAAAAUAAUGGUAAUAAGUUUUCUUCUGCAGGUGUACUUCCCUUUGGGUCCUACUGAAGUGAGCCACUAUUUUUCUGUUCUACCUUAGUAGACAAACAGAGCAGUGAUUUGAAAGUGGCUUAGCUUUACAUGGGCCUGCUCAAAGCGAAAUCAAAGUCAAGACUCAACAGCACAAGAAGGCGUGAAAAGCUCAGCAUUUCUAUAAUCCAGACCAGAGAUUAGGAUCUUACUUAUGGAUUUAGUAAUCAAAACUUGAAGCACCUUUUGAAAAUGAGUAAAUACCAUUCUCCGUGUUUCCAAAUUAUCCUGUUAGAUCUUUCUGUGGAGGCAAUGACAGUGCUGUAUUUCUCCCUUUUGACCCAGCUUGGGAUGGGAACAGAUCAGUGUGGCACCACUAGCCUGUUGCUGAACAAAUUUCAGGCUUCCUUUCCACGAAGGCUGUCUGGAUGAGAAAGGACUAUCUUGAACCUAUGCAGACUUCAGCAUGUAGAGGAAACCUGAACUUAUUAUACAGUAUAUUUUCUUGAUGAAGAGAGUAGCUGCAUGGGCAUGGCAGGGGGGCUGGAACUAGAUGAUCUUUAAGGUCUCUUCCAACCCAAACCAUUCUGUGAAUAUUACUUAAAUGGAAAUUCCCUUGCUUUCUAGAGGAACUGAUGUGAAAGAUUUCUUCCAUAGUUAUUACAGCAUCUUUGUGAUUGGAGGAGUUUUUCGUCUAUCUACCUUGAUAAACAGCAUCUGCAGCUCUGCUAUCUGAAAAAAUGACUUGAUGAAAAGUGUUCAAGCUUGAGGUUUCAGAAUUUCCAUCCAAACUACAGAUCCAAGAAGUUUCUGCAUCAGAUGACAAAUUUUUAGCCUAUAUCCAUUAGUUUUUGUAUACACAGGAUGUAGCAUGCAUUUUUUCUAGUGAACACCAGUGAGACCUGGAAGAAUUAUAAAUGGAACAAAGUUGUAGUUUGACCAUGGGAACUGGAACACUACUUCCUAGAUAAUAAAGCUGUGGUUUUGAUGUCAUUAACUAAUUCCCUAGAGUGAUUUUUAAUUUAAUUUUAUUUUUUCUAACAGCUAUCAAUACAAUGAAAUUUCAUUCUUACUUUACUGGCACAUCCUUAUUGUUCAGUAGUUGUUGAUGUCAGAUUACUAAUCUCUCUGGCCAAACUCUUGUUUCUCUUCUCACCACCCACAGUCGUCUGUGAAGACAACAAACACAGAGGUUCAUACCAAAAGCAUACUUAUUGCUCAAUAUCCCUUCUCUCACAGUUGCCAAUAGGAAAUGUUAAUCCUGUUAAUCCUGUGAGUGAUCUUGGUAGAUCCCUGGAAACAUUUUAAUGAAAAGUUGAGGUUAAAAGGUAAUUCAACUAGUAAAUUGGAGAAGCAAUCCAAAAGUCUGUAGCACCAUCCUCAUCCUCUCAAGUAACUGUUUAUUCUGUAAGGGAAUAUGAGAUCACUGAAAAAAACUGAAAAUUGGUAUCACCAUGGAGACAAAGACAAUGUUUGCCAAUAAAUCAGCUGGCUCCCCAGAUUAGAGUAGAUUUAUUGUAUGAAAGUAUAUAGUCUCUGCCUUUUGUAAGCUUGUGUAAAGGUAGCACAUCCAAAACUUCAGCACUGAUGCCAUGUAUUGUGUUAUUUGCUCCUGUGUUAUGACAAGUGAAGUUAAUGGAAAAGUGUAGACUCUCUAGAGGCAUUUUUCUAUCUCAGUGUGAGAAAAGUGUGAAAGAUUCUCAGCACUGUUUAACUUAGUGGUUGUAUCUACUUCCUGUAAUAUUAGGUUACAAAUUUAUUUUGUUGGACACCUUUAUGAAGUAAAAUGAAGUUCAUUAGCAAGGCUGAUGCUGUGAAGUCAGUUAGAUCAUAGUCAAAUUAAAUGUUUCUCCAACACUACUUUUUUAGUGGUAGAGAAAACUUUCUUAUUUGUCUGGCACUGCCUUUAUAAAUAAAAGGGCUUUCAGAGUUUUUACCUUGGGAUGAUGAGGUCGAGAGCACAGAGGUGCUGAAAUGGAUGUAGAAAUCACAUACUGUAGUUGGAAUUUCCUUAUGAUAUUUUCUUUCAUAUAAAAUAGAUUUUUUUUCCUCUGAUUAAGAAGUUACAUACCUAUGUUUUUUUGCUUAGCUGCAAGUAGCAACACCUGCUGGCUCGAGGUUUUGUAAGAACCAAAACCACCCUCUCUGAAGAUUAAGGGAAGAGAUCUACUGAAAAGUGCCUGUAUGGGGAGGAGGUUGACAAGGACCCUAGCUGGGGUCAUCGGUUCCUGUGCCACAGACUUGUUCUGUUCACCUUCCCUCUGCUCCAGGCUCAGACUGCAGACCAGGGACUGACCACAGAGGCAGACUCAGUGGCCAACUUCUAGUGCAAAAGUUGUGAGGCCGAAGUAAACAAAGGCAGCAGUUACCCUCUCGGAGAACUUUUUAGAGAUUUCGUGUCAGAUUUCUCAAUCUUCUUUAAGCUCCCCUUCACACAGCCUUUUCUGUGAUGCACUGCAUAGAGGUCAGGAAGUCAGAGUAAGAGGAAAGCAGUGAUGGAAAGGGUAGAGGGGUGGAUUAAAUUUUGUUCAGUAUUACUCGUAAUAUCAGCUGUACAAAGGCAAAAGCCACGGCAUGGGAGAAUUGCUGGUAAGCUAGGAUUCUAAAAGUGUGGUUGUCUUGCAGAAUCCCACAGGAUUUUGCUGUUUUAAUUCCAAAGAGCCCAUAGUCAUUAACUGUGGUUGUGGGUUUGGCUUUAUUGCUCAUUCCCAUAUACAGUUUCAGAUGCGAAUUUGUUCGGAAGGCUGUUCUGGAGCCUGGAAACAAGCCUCUGCAAACAGAAAACCAAACUUUUGAAACUUUAGAAAUAUUCUGUGAGAAUUGCCUCUUCAGAAGAAGAAAUCCUUUCAGUUGAGUUACAAACAAGCCUUGCUGCAGUUCAUGUGUGUAUGUGCCUCUUCACGGUGCUGUCUCCUGGGCUCAUGGUGGUCCCUGGCGUGCUCAGCAGAGGCAUCAGGUUUACACCUUCUCUCUUUUUUCCACUAACAUUCCUUUUAUUCCUUUUUUUUUUUUUUUUUUUUUUUCCCUGUAUAAAGCAAACAGUGCAGAACCAUGAUGUGUUGCAUACAUUUAAAUGUGUGCACUGCCCUGAGACUUAUAUUGUGCUAAUUGAUUUCACGUUACCUACUUCUUGCUGUGACCAGAUUCUUCUCCCUGCAGACUUUAAAAUGAAGGGAAAAACAAAACAAAAUACCACCACAAAACUGCUGUGUUGAAUUGAAAAUUAGCAUGAAACCUGUGUCAGUUGUUGGGAUGAGUGUAACAGGUUUCAUGUUCUUCAGCCUCCACAAGCUGUCAAACGUGCUUACCUCAUGCAGUCUGUCCUGCCAACAUCUAAUCCAACUGCAGCAUCACAAAUUUCUUGCAUUUUCUGGGUUCUCUUCCAGCUGGAAGCUACUACCUAACCUCUGCUGAGUGCUGAGAGCUCACUGAGGAGAGUAAUUACCUGUCUCAAAACUUAUGACUGUUUUUGGAUUCUGGUAGUCUUUUGCAAAAUUAUUCAUUUUUAAUAUUGGAAACAGCAACAUGCUUAAAUUAGCAACAAAAACUGAAACAAAAGAAAGCUUGUCAAACCCAGAAACAGUUGGUUCCCUUCCUUCAAGAACUGGGUUUAAGGAUGCCAGUGACAGGCUUGCAGGAGCUGAUGCAGACUGUGCAGGAGACUCGAGAGGCAGGAGCUGAUCUGCUGCUGCUCUUAUUCAUACUUCCAUCACCUUGCAUGUUCUUUUCUGCUCUGUUCUUCAGAAGACCUCCACUCUCCUUUGUUUUGCAGCCUGUAUGUAGCAUAGAUAGUAAUUCUUAUUAUUGUUCUCAUUAGCAUCUGUUGACAUGGCUGUUUAUAUCUAAAGAAUAAGUGGGAUUAAAGGGCUGAUCUUAGUCGUCUUUGCAGCAGACAGAACUGCUACAGUGACAGAGCAGGCACACACGUCUGUAGAGAGGGGGAGAACCACAGUGCAAGUUUUCACUAGGGGAUUUGGGUGAAGUCAGUGCAGUAACAGUCUGCUGCAUGUCUGUCUUUGACUUUUGUAAACACUAAGUUUAUCCAUGCAGCUAGAAGUUAUUCCCCAACAAUGUUAUUAAUUUGCAGUGUAUGAGCAACUUUACAACAAAAAUCUAUAAACUGUUUAACCUCGUAUGUAUGUCUGUUCUUUUGUGACUUGGCUAUUAAUCAUGCAAGCAAAACAGUGAAGCUGAGGAACGUAGCAAUUCAGUCAUAGGCCACAAAUCAUUCACCUUUGCACAGGCUUACAUUUUCCUGUGGUUUAGGAAGAUUAACCUCCAACUGUCUGUGGUCCAGGUUAGUAUCCCAGCAUGAGUGCUUCCCUAGGGGCUGAGGUUCAUAUUAGAGAGGCCGAUUUUGUAAAUGGUGCAAAGUGGCAGCUGUGUUGGCAGCCUUAGAAAAAAGAUCAGUGCAGGCAGAGGUUAAACUGUCCAUCCGCUCCUGGGAUUUUAGUUGCCAAAGACAAAGUGAGGCAGAAUGUGUUUCAUCUGGGGACAAAGAGAGAAGACACUGGGUGUCAGAGAAAGAAGUGUCAUACCUGUUUUAUGGUUAGAAGAGAGGGAGCGGAGUGGAGCACUGGGAUUCAGCAAGGCUUGCUUCUGCUGUCAGCUCCUUAACCCACUUCUGCUUUACCAUUCCAAAAAUCAAGUUUCAUAUGAAGACUGGGGGACAGGUAAACACUUCAGGUACUUGCCCCCCCCUCUUCUAGUCACAGCGUGAGGCUGCCUGAAUCCCUGAGUGUGCUUGUUUUUCACUGACCACAGAGAGCUGACUUAGACUAGAUCUACUUUUUAAGACGCCCAAGAGAAGUGAGAUUGAUCCCGCUGAAUUAAUCUCUCUCAAGCCCAAAUGCUGUGUCUCAAACCUUUUGGUCUGUGCUGCUUUUCAGAGUUCCGCAUUGUAAGUGGCAGAGGGAUAUAUAAGUAUAUUCCUGGAUAAAUAGAGGUUUGAUACGGUAGUCAUGGUGACUAUCAAGAACAGGGGCUAUUACAGUCCUGGAAAUCUCUUCCUUCCAAUGCCUGAACCAUUUACAUAUGAUACGAGUGCUGCCAGUUGCAACUUCUGGAUGCCAUUGUGAAUGUUAUUUAGAAAAGCUCUUGGGCUUUGAGCUCCUUGCCAAAUUAUGCAAAACAUCUGUGCCAUCUUUACGUGAAAUAUAUUCCAGAAUGCCUAUAUAAGCCUUUUUAGUUAUCCUGUUGUAAAGAUGAUGAUAAUGUACAUAAAUUCUAAAGGACAGAGGGAUAGUUGCUAGGUUAUCAUUAAUCUACAUUUUUCUUGCUUUUGUGAAUUUGUAGGCCCAAAAUUAACUUUCUAUCAGCAGAAGGUCAUGUAUUGAGCUACCUGUUUUCUUGACAGUAGUCUUAUUCCCUAGCAAUACUUUCUCAUGACUACUCUUCAAGCAAUAAAUUAAGCCAUGCUAAUCUGUUCUGUGUAGGUUCCUGUACAACACCUGUUGCUUUAAAAAAGCAGCUUUUAGCAGAACAUGCGAUGACAUACUAACAACCUGUCGUGUAUUGUUUGUCCUUUCAUCCUCUUCCCCAUGGGAGAAGAGUAUGUAGUGGAAUAAUUUCAUUUUGUGAGGUGUUGUCUCUUUGCUAGUUUUCUAAAAAUAUUUGUUCCUACUUAAGCAAGGGCAAAAUCAGACUUAGAAAACACUUUCAGUUGUAAACAGAAUACCUUAAAGACUGCAUACUGAGUAAGACUGGUCUUCUAUCCUACAAAAAAAAAAAUAAAAAUAAAUAAAAUAAAACAGUACCAUAUGUAAGAAAAGCCCAAGAAUGAUAAAUAUCAGCACUAAAACCAGAAUAUCCAUAAGCAAUGGAUAAGUUCUGCUUGACACAGCGGUAAAAUGAUGUUAAGACUGAAUAAGAUCUAAAGAAGAAGAAUUCUGCUUAAUUUAUUUUAGUAUUUUUUAUUAUCAGCAUACCUCUAAGGUAUUAUUUUUUCCUUCCCUAAUGAAGCUGGAACACACUGUUGCAUCAAUAUCAGAGUUUCUGAGAUUAUUGCAGAGGCACAUGCUUAGAAAUUAAUAACUAUUAAGGAGAGCUUUUUUAAAAGUGAGAUCAUAUGGGAAAGAGAAAAGAGGUACAGACAUAUAUUCGUUGUAAAGGUUUAUGUUGCAUUUCUGAUUGAUUAAAACCAUUCUGAAACUGUAUAAUUAAAGCACAGCUGCCUGGUUUAGGUUUUUUCCAUUUGUAAUACAAAGGUAAGAUUUUCAAAGUCUCAGGGGAUUUAUUCCUCAAUCCCAUUUUCUUUGUUUAAACACAACCUCUUUCUGAACCUAACUUUGCUCAAUAUCCCAAGGUUCUGAAUGCCUAAAUAAGUUUAGGAAAUGUGGAUUAUAAAUCUGUAUCAUUUAUGUUCCUUUGAAAAACUGUUCAUAAUGAUGUAUGGAAGCAAAUUCUUAAUAUCUAAACAUCUGCAAAAGUGCAUUUUCCUAGUGCUAACCUGUGCUGGAUGAUGAAAUCUGGAGUUCUUGCUAAUCUAUGCAGUAUUCUACAUAUUUUACACCUUUCUGCAAGGUGAUGCUCUAAGAUGUGUUGCUGUGAGCAUAUAAAUGCUCUGGUCUUCGGUGGGAAUGAGGCUUUUUACCCACCUUUAUAAUAUUCUGAUGAACCCUAAGGGAGAGAGCUCUGCCCUGGCAGCUCCAUUCAGUUUAGCUCAUCUACUGAGGUAGUUUGGAGUAAGCUGAGUCUGAGAUUUACUUUCCCAUUACAUCUCAAAAAAAAAAAAAAAAAAAAAAAAGUGUCAAGUGCUUGCUAGUGUUUAAGUGUGUAAGCAUUCCUCUCCAGAAACUUCUCACAGGUCCUGAGAGUGUGUGGGUAAGAAACCAACAUGGAGAAAGCAUCUGAGGAAAGUGAAGGGAAGUAUUUGUGUAGGAGAGAGCUGCGGUGUGCUGCUGAUUCUCAGCUUUUGUGUGUUUGGAAGUUGCAUGACCCAGACCAUAUUCUGGGUAUGUGGCAAAAUGCAAGAAUGUGUUAUACAUAAUGUCAUGAACUAUCAUGGCAUUAGGAUGAGUUUGAGAGUUGAUUAUCCUUAGAGUUUUAGUGAAGUUGCAUGAGAAAUGUGUUAAUUUGGGAAGAAAGAAAGUUGCUUUAUAUUUAAAUUAGAGUUCAGUCUCUAGAUGCAGAGAAAAGUUGUGGGGAAAAAGGAGUCUAAAAAUUCUAAAUGCAAAAAUUAAUGAUGAAUGCCCCUCUUUUUUAUAUCAUUUGACUUUUCUAAAGGUAGCACUCAGAAUUCCUCUAUAAGUUUAGAUGGUGAAUGCAAAACCUGUCAGUGGGUGUAAAAUAUUACAAGUAAAGUACUUUGCCAAGUGGUAUAAAUUUGGAGAUGAUAGUAGGAAUGCCUUUAAAAUGUGUGUAGGGGUAUGGUUAUUAUAUGUGAGCGCUUAAAAAAAGGAAGCUUUUAUGCUUUGCUAGUAAAUAUUGUUUAGAAAUGUCUAAACCGCAAGUUUAGAAGUGUUGUAUCAAAACAAAAAGAUGUAAAACCUAUGACAUAAUCUAGAGUUCACACUCUUUCUUCAGAAACAAUCCUGUAUAUGGAGUUUUCAAAAGCAUUUGCAGCCAAAAGUCAUUUAUAGCAAAUUUCAAAAAGAACAGUACUUCACCAAGUACCUUCUGUAAAAAUGCCUUACACGUUAGGUAAGGCCAAGAUUAAAGAUUUAACUCAGCUUGUUUAGGGUGUACUAAGAGAGAUACACCAUCCCAGUGCCAGGCUUUAAACACACCCCUAACAUAUCAGCAUCAUGCCUUUUACUGAAGCCUAAACAAAGCCCAGUGCAGCCACAAUUCCCAUCCCAAGACCUGGCAUUUAUAUAGCCUCAUGCAACAAUUAGUGGUUCUCUAAGUUGUAGCCAUUAACACCUUUGAUACUGAAAUAUUGCUUAUUAUCCUUGUACCUCACUCUGCCCACGUUAUACUGUGACCCAAUAGGCUUUAGAGCAUGAAGAAUUUUGGGAACUGCUGUGAGACUGAGUGAAAUUCUUCCAACCUAAAUUUAGGUAUUUAAAACUUAUGUCUGGCCUGAGCUAGUCCAGCAGCCUCCCUCUACAGUCAGUGUGGACAUCCUGGCAGCUUGGAGGGUGACAGUCCCCAGAUAAAAUGUUUGCAGUGGGAUAAGCCACUGCCUUUCAUGUGCUCUCCUCCUGAGACACACCAGUGAUUGCAGCAUGGAGGUGGAGGAUUAGUGGGGGACUAGUUUGGACUAGGAGGACUAGUAGGGGACUAGUUCAGACUAGCUGCCCCACUGCAGGUGAGAUGCAAUCCCCUGCUGAUAAGAACGGGAGGAUGUGAAAGGAUAGAAAAGCAGAUAUACACGUGGAGAGAAACAUGCCAGGGACAAGGGCCAGGCUGCAGACAGAAGUACAAAGGGUCUUGGGCUGAGUGCUGAAGCAGAGAUGAGUGGGAAAGAUCAGAGCUGCUGUGCUGCCGUACAAGUCCCAUACUUCUCUUUUCUGUUUGCUAUCACCAUGCUGAUCCAUAGACAUCUGUGGUGAUUUCCAUUGCAGUCUUGGUUUGGGAGGCCGUGGGAAAGUUCUUCUUGGGAAGAAGCAGGCCUUUGCACUGUGAACUGUCACUCUCUCCAGAGAAAAGGAAUUACAAAUAGUAUUGUCCUCAAGAGCUGAGAAAACUUGCAGAUUUUUCAUGUACAGUAAACAGUUUCUAUAAUUACCAGGAAAACAAAACAGAGGCAAAGCUGUGCAGCAGGGGCAUCCCGUCUCAUACAUGCUGCUGCGAUAAUGAAAUCCAAACCCCACAGAACUGCAGGCACAUUAUUCUCACUUACUUUAAAGGUCAGCUAAGAAGCUAAUUUCUCAAAUGGGCUCAUAGCUCUGAGACAACGUAACACUAGUCAUUUCUUCCAACAAAUUGCAGUUGUCAGAGAAACUGGAUUAGUAGCUCACAGGGCUAAAAAUAGACAGAAUGUGCUUGCCAGAGAGGCAUGAAUUCAGUAACAGAGGUGAAGGUAAAAUCAAAAUGUCAUAACGUGGAGAAAAAGCAACAACAAAAUGCUCAACACAAAGCAAGUUAGCCAUAAUAAUCUCAAAAUAAUCUGAGUUGCCAAUGGGAAGAAUUGACAGGGUUUAGUAUUAUUUCUGUUUUAUUCACCUCCCUGAUCCAGCUCGCAGUGGCUGCUUUAUCAGCUCAAUCAGUUUGGCCACAGUGUUUUCAAAGUCAAGUACCUCACAUUAGGCAGUGAAAGUCAUUAUGUUAAAGGCAUUUUUUGAAUACUGAGAAAGAAGAUUCAUUGACGUAACAUUUUUAUCUUCCAAGGGGAGAGAGGGAGAGGGGGGAUAAGGGGUUAGUUUAUCACUAAACUUAUUCCACUGAAAAAUAAAAAUUAAACUCCCAAAUCCCAAAUCUAAUAAGACAGCUACAAUGAAAGCAACUUUUCAAAGCUCAGCCUAUCUUUACUAAAAAGUGGAUAAUUAUUUUUCAUUACAUCAAACAUUUGUAUUUUAAAUAAAACUCUGUUAUGCUAUGAGUUUGCAAAUUAGUAUUACUACCUGCUUGGAUUAAAAAAGUGGAGGGGAGGAAAGGAAAGAGGGAGGGAGGAAGGGAAGGAAGGGAAGGAAGGAAGGAAGGAAGGAAGGAAGGAAGGAAGGAAGGAAGGAAGGAAGGAAGGAAGGAAGGAAGGAAGGAAGGAAGGAAGGAAGGAAUUAUUUAUUCUUAAUCCUUCAAUUAUUUAAUUUCAGUAGGAGAGAAAUUCCACUGUACUGCGUGUGACUCUAAAAGAGCUGCAUCCACUGCAGAAAGAGAGCCUUAGCCCGUAUAGUUAAGGUGAAAAGUUUUGUGAGGUACAGGCUGGAUCUCAGCUGAAGACAGCUGGCAGUAGCUGCAUGCAGUCUGUACUAUGACUUAAGCAAUUCUUUUUACGUUUAUAUUCAGAAGCAGAUCUACUUAUAGUUCAGGAAUAAUUUUCACCACUUUCUUUAGAACUUUUUUUUUUUUUUUUUUUUUUUUUUUUUUCUCUGUAGUAUAUGUGUUUUCUGCACACCAAUUCUAUAAAAUCUCUGAAUUUCAGAUCUCAGUAUAGGGUAUAAAUAACUAAUGUCAGUGAAUGAAAUCACUGUGAAAAAUACUUAAAGCAUUUAUGCUCAGUGUCUUUUAGAAAUAAGCAAACACAGUUCUUUUGUAAAUUCUGUGCUUGCAGAAGUCUUUGGUCAUCAUUUCAAAAAGGGCCAAGAUUAAUUUUGAUUUUAAGAUUUAGUUAGCAUCAAUGCCAUUUGCCUGAAAUUCACUGUGUUCCAGAAUUACUGCAGUGUGAGGGAUUGAUUGUGAAAUAGAAACGUCAGGACAAGCAGCACUAGCAGUUAUCUACAUUGCACGUCCUACACAUUUUGCACACAUUUCAUGGCAUUCUUUAUAUUAUAGAACAGAAUAUGACAAAAUAGACAGAGAAAUAGCUAGUAAUAAAAACGAUACACAAUAUGUGGACACUGCAGUGUCUGAUAGCUAUCUUGAGAUAGUAGAUGGUUUUAUCUCCUACUUUUGGGAUUGCUCUGAACUGUCAUGCAUCCUUGGCAUCCAUCCUUGCUUCAGUGGGAGAUAUGGUCAUCACCAGCCCUAAAGCUGAUAAAAUUCAGGUGUAUUCAGAGAUUAAUAACACGGACAGGAUGUUUUCAGCCAGCCAAGAGAACUGAUGAUAUUUUAUUUUAUUUUAUUUUAUUUUAUUUUAUUUUAUUUUAUUUUAUUUUAUUUUAUUAUUUUAUUUUAUUUUAUUUUAUUUUAUUUUAUUUUAUUUUAUUUUAUUUUAUUUUAUUAUUUUAUUUUAUUUAUUUUCCUUCUGAGUUCUACGGGUUCUACUAAUGGGCUCUACUUCUGAGGCUGACAUUCAUCUAUUCUUGAUUUGAUUUUAACCUUUCUCAGGUUACUAUGAUUCUGCAGUUCCUCUUUGCAGGGUUCCACAGAGUGUUUAAGAGACCUUGUACAUCUGGUUGUGUGAUACACUGGUGCAACACACAGAUCCUAAACUGUAUUAUACCACUGGUGUCCUGGAGCAGAGGACACCCAAUGUCUGGAGUACAGCCAGUCACAAAUGAUCUCCUUAUUCUCUUUGCUACUUUGCUCACCCCCUACAGGCAACUUUAGAGAAGUAACUGAAUGCUACUGAUAAUCUUGUGGUUUAUAAUUCUUUCUGUGGGAUAAAUUCAUGACUGUGAGACUUUUUCAAAAUACACCAGUAUUAUAGGCAUGAACUUCACAGCCUGAGCCCAUCAAGUCAUAGGUCAGACUUCUCCCAAAGCCUCUGAGAACAAAUUGAGCUCUGCAUGCAGUAUCUCUCCUGGAAGAACUGAUAACAAUUUGACAGUUGUCUGCCCCAGUGAUCCUGACUCCCCCAUCUAAUGGAAAGACUGUGAAUUUUAUGAAACCAUGAAUGGAAAACCUCAUGCUUCUGCUAUUUGUUUAAAUCUUUCACUUUCUUCCAGCAGCCUGAUACAAUUCUGCAAUUGGAGAUUUAAAUGGCAAUUCAUUCAGGCUCAUCUUAGUUUACCCUGCAGGUAAUUCUAGAACAAUUAAUCUCUGAUGCCUUAGAACUGUAUCGUAUGGCUUUUCCCUUUGAUUUCAGAGUUCCCAAAGUAAAACCUGAAGGUAAUUUUCUGAGAUGCUCACAAACAUCUCCAAUAAAAGGACCAGACAUGUAGAGGUAAGGUGUAGUUAUGAGUAAGAAACCUGGAUUCUUGUAGGAAGGGGGAUGUUCACCUGAGUCCACAGUGCUCAGUUUUAGGAGUAGGAAUUUUUAAGAUUAGGAGUUAUCAGCUCCAUCCUGGUGGUCUGUUGUUUACUCUGAGUUGAGCAAAGGGAAGGAGGAGUUCAGUUUUACCCUUCGCUUUCUGAAUGCUGAGAAUUACUUCUUGUCUUGUUUCUAACUUCUCUGUUUUGCAAGCUGGAUAAAAAUAUUUGUUGUCCUAAAAUGUGAAGACUGACUAGAUCGAAGUCUGCUCUCCUGUGUAAUGGGCCAAUCUUCCCUGGGUGCAAAUGAUUUCUGUGUAAUUUGAUAAUUUUAUUUUAGUGUGGCCUAUAAAGUUACUCUGAGGAAACUUGUACUGCAAAUCUACAAGCAUUCUGCACUAAAUAAUGAGAUUACAACCUUGCACUGUCAAGAAAGGAUACUUACCAUAAAAAUAACAUUGGAUUUCACUAAAUAAUACUAGCACUCUGUCAGGGUUUGGAGCACUGUGAUGUCUGUGAACUUAAGCAGUUUGUAUAGAAUUUCUUAUAGAGAUAAGGAUAACCCAAUUAACAGAAGUAUUUCCAUUUCAGUAAUACACAGAGGAAGUAGGGUGGUGGAUCUGGAUGUUUCUGCCAAUGUAAUGGUUAAGAGAUCAAUUUUUGUACUACAUAAAUCUGGAUAUUAUUUUAAAACUGCACCCUGCAAUCUGCUAUGAAAGGAUGUGGCAGGUUAGACUUCUACUGUGAGCUCACACAGACAACAGAAAACUCAGCAAAUCCAAGAUCUUCCCAUGCUGAAACCAUCAAAGUAACAGCAAAAUCCUGUCUGGUUACUUUUCCUAGUUUUCAGCAAAGGAAUCCACCUGCCAAAAGAAGCAGAAUCCACACAAACCAUCUCAUGCUGCAUUUCACUUUCCUUAUUGUGAUUCAUUUGGCAGUCUUAGUGGUCUGGAAUUUACAGUAAGUACCUCUGGUUGAAAAUUAGCAUUUCAGUUAUGAUUGCUUCCCCCAAACAACUGACUUUAUUACUAACCAAAGACUUAUCUACUUGAAAACAAAACAGUAAAGUUUGGUUUUGCCAUUUUUGUCUUUGACUGGGAACAGUUGAAGUGCAUAAUGUAGGUACUAACCAAACCUGUGUUGUGUCAUUGAGUAAGAACUAUUCAAGGCUGCAGCACUGGUGUAACACAGCAGAAUUCAGUAUUAAUCCCUCCGUGGGAACAUAAGUCUAUGUAAUAAAUUGAUGUGCCAUAUGUGUAGGACAUGGGAAAAUUGUGUAUUCAGUGAAUUACAUACGGUCUUAAAAGCUUUAACAUUUGUACUGCUCUUCCUAUAACGGAAUGUAUAUCUUAGUAGCUGUGACCCUUCAGGCUUCUGAAAAAUAUGUAAUAUAAAGUUUAUUCUUCUUGUUUUAAAACUGCCAUUUUGUGAGUUAUUGUUUACAUGGGCCUCCACAGAGCAAGGGGUCUUUCUCCAUGUGUUGCUUGAAAACAGGAUGCUAUCUGUAAAUCUUGCAGGCUAGAGAGAUCAGUGAAUGUGUCCUGAAUCUCUUCCUGAUGAGUUGCUGCCUUUUUUUUUUCUUUUUUUUUCUUUUUUUUUUUUUUCCUAAAGCAAACAGUGCCAAAAGCCUCGGCCUUCUUCAGAAGAAACUAAUCAUUUGUUAAAUGGCCUUCUUCUAUUCAACUUUUGUUGAUACUUGAUUUUCUCUUUCUGCUUCCUCUCACCUAGGUAAUAUGAACAUUUCCGAGUGUAAGCAACUGAGGGCAGUUUGCCUUCUUUACUCUUCCUUUAUCCAGAGCCACUAAAGGCCUCAAACAAGAAGAAGAAACUUUACAAACUCAUGCAGACAUGUUAUUAACAGAGAGUAGAAGGCUAAAAUAGCCUUUUAAGAGCACUCCAAAUUAUCUUUUAGUGACAUGCCUGCACUGUGUUGUGACUUCACAUCUUGCUUUCAUAAUGUGACCUGCUAUAAUGUUGUUUGUUACAAUAAGGUCCUUUUAGGUUGUCCUAAAAAAAUUUACUGUUUGUCACCAUAUUAGAAACAUAAGGUACACUCUAUAAGAAAAGCAAUAUACAAUAUACUAUAUACAUCUUCUAUUUCAAUGCCUCUAGUUUUAGACUAGUAUUCGUAUAAAUGUUUAUAAACAAAAUACAGGUUUUAUUGUUCUUCACAGGACCAAGCAAAGAAGUUUUGCCUUGUCUUAAUACUAACAGUUGUCUAAACACUAACAACAUUUCUAUUCACUAACAAUAUUUCUAUUUCUUUUCUCAUGCUUCUAGUUAACUUGUGGUGGGCUCCAUCCUACUCUGAAUCCCCAUAAAUGCAUUUAAAAGAGAAAAGUAAUGAACUAUUUUAGUGCAUGACCUUUGCACAGUACCUGAUUCAUAAAUAAAUCUAAAAUCUCAUUUAUGAGUUAUUAGUGACAAGCAAAACAACAAAAGUCCCCCUGAAGUUCAGCUGAGUGUGUUCUGAAGAUCCUUGCAUUACUUACUCAGUUUCUCAAAAUUUCUUGAGUCAUUAUAGCAGACAAAUUUUCUGAAGCUUUUGCCAUGGAUACUGGCGCCAGCCUUCAUGAAAAAUUAUUCACAUUUCUGCUUCCCAUUUUAUCUGGAAGUCUAAUGUAAUGGAGAAAUUAUCUGGAUUAAAAAACAAAUAAAUCACAUGAGUUUCCUUCAGGACAAUUUUUGCUUUAUUUGACCUAGUCUUCUGGUAGGUAGCUCACACUAAUUACUUUUUGCCAUAUUAGUAAUAUAGUAUUCAGUUUUAAAAAAAAUGUUUUUCCAGAGAAACUACACUAAAGAACAUUUUGUUCCUGUUUGUGACCAGGAUAACUCUAUUUUAUAUAUCAGAGAAAAGUCAUUGAAGUGAUGAUCAAAUAAAACAAUAAAUAAAUCCAGAAAUUUCAAACACACACAAACACAAUAGGGAAGUUAUUAAGUUCUCCUUUUUUUUUUUUUUUUUUUUUUAAAAAAAAAAAAAAACCUUUGCUGAAUCACAUAGCAACCCCCCAUGAAAUAUUUAUUUCUUCUCUCAUUUUCUCACAUUUGAAACCAAUAGAGCUUCAAGAAACAACCUCCACUCUCCACACACACAGAAACCCCAAACUUACCUGGUUGCAUUAUUCAAUCAUUUAGUAGAUGCAAUUCACCUGCCAGGUACAUCCAAAUUGAUUUUUAAAAUGUAGCUUAUUCUAUGGAAGUCAUUGACAGUGCUUAGUUUUCUAAGCACUGCAAUAACAUGAUCUGAAAAGUAACAUUUCAGUUACACUGCCAGGUGCUCAAGAUACUAUCCAGACUGCAUUUAUUAUUAUUCUCCCAUCAUUUAAAAAGACAAAUAGUUAGUAUAAGUAUAUGUUUCUGCAUUACAGGUGGAGAGUGUGUCUGGUAGUUGCAAACUUGCCUCCCCAUGCUACCAAAUGAAUGAGCAGCUGCUUUAUUACUUUUGUGAUACCUUUUUUUUUUUUUUUUUUUUUUUUUUUGUCUGUUUGUCUGUCUGUUUGAAUUUUUUUACAUUUCUUCAACCAUAUCAAUAUCUCUGACUGGGCUGCCAAAUAUCUGGAAAUCCUGGAUAAAUGCCACACUAUAAAUGUGCAGAAAAAUUCUGUAUCCCAGAUGAGAAGAGUUUUGUAUGGGUAAGCUGGAUUUCCUGCUAGUAGCAGACCAACUUUGCAAAUGCACUGAACUCAUCUCACGUGCUGGAGUUCCUGUGUAUAGGCACAACACACGUUGACACAUUGCUCACCUAGUGCAGACACAUGACCAUGCAUUUCAGUUGGCAAAACCUGGGGCAAAAACAAAGAAGUUGCAUCAUUUGGAAUUUCAAACAUUGGCAGCAGUACAUGAUUUCUACCAUGUACUUUCUGCUGUUUUGUGAAAACUGCCUGGAACAAUAAGAUAAGGAGAAAAAAAAAGGGUGAUUGUGACAUAGAGCUCAUUUAUCAAAAUUUAUGUUCUCUUAAACCUCAUUUGCUAUCUCCACGUGUGGAACUAACACCAUAAAGAUGCAGUAGUCAACUCUAAUCAUCCAUCUCAUAGAAGUUAUAUCUAUGAGGUAAAUAUUUACUGAGUAGCUAUAAUACUGCCAUGGGGCAGGAGGUGACUGUCCUUUUUAAUAAACAUUGUUCAAGGAUUCAUUGUUGAAAUGAUCAAUACCCAAACACCCUGUUGGGAUUCAUCAAGCAACAUUCUCCAGCAACAUUUUUUUGGUAGGAAUUCUGAAUGUUAUUGUGCAUCAACAGUGAUUUGUGGUGGUCCCAAACCUCUGCUAAUAAAUCAGAUUAUUACAGCACAGUCAAAACCAUCCUACAUACUGCCAUGCCAGAAACCUGGUGUUCUGAACAAUUGCAGACUUCCACCACCUUGCUUGCAAAGAAAAACCUUGUGGCUCAUAUUAUAGUCAAUAGGAGUCUUUGGGCUAAAAGUCUGCAAAAAGGUUUGAAACCAUAUCCCACACUCCUUGCUGUACAAAACAUCAGUGGUAUGAUUCUGCAGAUGUUACAUUUGCUGGGUAAUGCUUAGUCUGCAAACAGAACCAUAGCCUGGCACAUUGAUGUGUUAAGCAUUCCACGUAGGAGCAAGACUGCUCCUUCCCCUGACCUGCACCUGGAUUUAAAGCUUAGUUGCACGGACCAUUUAGGCUGCAGUCCUGCAUGUGCUCAAGUGAGCAGGUAACAUAAAGGAUGCUGAGGGCCUCACAGCCUGCUUUGGCCAGGCCUUCUGGAAAUGUUGUGAGCAAGGGUGGUGGGACUGUGGUCAUACCUCAUCGGGUGGUUGUGGAUGGGAGUCACACACCCAGUACCUAAUGCAGCAUUUCAGACAUCUAAGGACUUAUUUUUCCAUACAUUCUACACACAUUCGUACACAUUUUAUGAAUCAGGUCUGUGAUCAAUGUUUUGACCAAUUUGUUUGCUGCGGUUUCAUGGGGUUACUAUCUCUUUGGUUUGCAAUGUAAAUAAUAUUGUACAACUGCUAUUUUAUGAUACAAAUGCCAUGUGAAUUGCUUAUUUUUAAAACGUUAAAGCUCUGUUAUGGUUUAUUUACAAUGCCAUCUUACAGUAUUGGUUUAAUAUACAAAGUAUCUGUAUGGCAUGAUUAAAUUGCUUAUGUUUUACAAUGUCAAAUACUUUAUUUUUGUUUUCUAAAAUUACUACAUUUCAUCCUAUGCAGUUUCAUAAAUGUUUCAUAAGUGGCUCAUUAUGUCUGGAAAUAUUGCUUCCAUUCCAGUAGUGCAGGCAUAAGAACAAGUAUUCCUGAUCAUCUAGCAAUUUUGGAUUAGAAAUAUAUGUACAAAUAUGUAAGCAUUUAUAGGUAAUCUGAACAUCUACUGUAUCUUCCUUGCUUUUCAUGCAAAGAUGCAUUUUAAUCAUUUUGUAUACGUUUUAUUUGUAAUUAUUUGUGUGUCACGCACAGUGUAAAUAACAUGUUUCAUUAUGCAAGAUUUCUAGGUAUUCAAGAUUACAAAAAAGGUGAAUUUGUAUAUGAAAAGAACUUGACUGUAGAUUGGAAUGACAUAAAAUAAAGUGGUGAUGAUUAUGUUCUAUUUAUACUGUUCAAUUCCAAAUUGUCUGUUAAAGAAAAAACAUUUCAUUUGCUCUUUAAUGUCCACCCAGUUAUUUGCAGCAUAUUUACAUCAAUAAAUCAUGCAAAAGUCUAUUAAAA
Anas platyrhynchos (mallard) is the source of this 21266-nucleotide messenger RNA. It is a transcript of the gene GUCY1A2, whose product is annotated as guanylate cyclase 1 soluble subunit alpha 2. NCBI's taxonomy places the organism in Eukaryota, Metazoa, Chordata, Aves, Anseriformes, Anatidae. Gene Ontology annotation, biological process: response to oxygen levels; cGMP biosynthetic process. Gene Ontology annotation, molecular function: heme binding; guanylate cyclase activity. Gene Ontology annotation, cellular component: guanylate cyclase complex, soluble. The record is from RefSeq and is a predicted model, not a curated record.